AUGCAUCAACAUCCUCGAUCGCCGGCGCCGCAGGCGCCACCGCCUGCAACCAAGCCGAGUACAGCCCGCUCGGAUGACCGCAGGGAACAAGAUCUCCGCCCGAGCUCCCCAGCUUUCGAUCCUAGGGUACAAACUGGAAGAGGGCUGGGCAUAGACACAGAGCCGGGGUCGCCUGAGCAGACACAUGCUCCCCAGCCAGCGAAAGAGGCGAUUGCCAAGCUCAAUCAGAUCAUAUCGAACUACUAUACCAAAGCGGCGCUGAUAAUCUUGCAUUCCCGUGUGGAGCUGACUCCCGCGUUCGUCAAGGGUUCCGACACUCCCAGGGUGAAUCGCUGGUUCAACGUUGAGGUCGAAGACACCGACGUCCUUCGUGAACAGCUACGAACGUGGAGAACCUGCGACGCAAGUGAAAGCCGGCCUCCGCCAUUGAUCAUCGAAACAUACUUGGAUACGAAAGGGCUUACCAAUAACCAAAGCCUCGUUGCCUUGGAUGAGCAAGGGAAGCGAUUUGACGUUUCGGAAUCUCUUUCCACGCCGUCGGGGCCACAUCCCGGGGGGCCGCUAUCGUCAAGGACUGACGAUGUUAUUUUAGAGCGGUGGAGGGUUGAACUGGGGAAUAUGUCUGCCCAAUUUCCGGCUGAUCUUGGCUCCAUCCUGCCCACGGUAUAUAAGAAGAGCAUCAUCCUUUUCAGAUCGUUAUUCACCUACUCUAAAUUCUUGCCUGCCUGGAAAUUCGCAAAGCGCAACGGGAGGCUUCGCACGCACCCGGCCCUACGGAUCAAGUACCGUAUCUUGACUGGGAAGCCCAAUGCGGACCCUUCCCAGCGGGAUCAUUUAACCACGCCGCUGUUUGACAGCAGUAAUAAGGUCGUGGAUACGUACAGCUUUGGGGUCACAGAGUCGCCUGCGGGUCCAUUCUCCGUUCAAGUGACGUACCGCACCAGCUGCGAGUUCCGGGUGGAUGACUCGGAGGCCCUUUUGAGCUCACGGUUCAUGGGGGCUGAUGAUGAGGUCUUCCGCCCUUCACUUCCGAGCCGAGAAUCCAACAUCAAAGCUGCCAAUCCCGAAGCCGGAUCAGCUCCUCUUCAGAAGAGGACUGUCGAAGAUCCAGACCCCAGUCGAGCAUACGGAAGUUUGUCGACUUUCCACCACGUCGGUCCCACGACCAGCGCAAGUCCAAUCUCAGCUCUCCGAGCUGCAAGAGAGUCCGGCGCUUCGUCUCCUUCGCCUCCCGGCUCGUCUUCGCGAAAGCCUCUAGCUGCUGUGAAGGCUAGUCCUGUUGGUCGUGCUGCCGUUCUUGCCAGUGAAGGUAGCCCAAGCGUUGCUAGACGGCCGUCGAUCUCUUUUCAACCUUUCAAAGCGCCACCACUGUCAGCGUCGCCAUCCCUUGUUGAUCCACCACUGGGCAUCUCUCCCCGCUCAGGUCCGACAGCUCGCACACCUUUUUUCGAGACCAAAACCAUGCAACCGCCUUCUAUGGCAGCUUCCGCCCGCAAGUCUUUGCCGGGGCCUUCGGAGACGGCGGCUGUGUCUCCGGAUGCUGCGUCUCCUAGGCCAUCUUCGAUUUCAAGGUACCACAGCGCAUUUACGCAUCGGCGAGGAAGGCCAUCUUCUGGCAACAUAAUCAAGGUAGAGGAUGACACCUCUAGUGGCAAGGCCAGUGCAACCUCUUCCAACCCCCAGCCUGGCUCUGGAUUACUCGCUGAGGCUACUGGGACGAGUGCGGAUUCUAUACACGCAGAUGAUGAGAAUAUCUCAGAGUUCCUAAAGAUGUUGGACUUGAGGAAAGACUUGCUCAACCCGUCCAACUCUGCGACAGUCGAUGCCACUGCACGCAGGACAACGGCCACUUCUGCCGCGCUGACCCGUUUUCAGCGAAUGAGGGACUCAAAUGCGGCUCUGUCGGACUCGAUGUCCUCUUCUUUGCUCAUGCAUCGCUCGUCGAACGCCUCAAGCAAGCAGCUGUCGGGGGUGCCGCCAAUGGUGGCCGGGACCUCAAUUUCGACCGCUUCUUCACCCGGGAAACCAAUUUCCCCUCAUACUCCCCACACCCCCGCUAUUCCAUCUCGCCUAAGCUCCAACAGCAUCGUCGACUAUGGGAACAACGAGCAACGAGAUCCCCGUGUUGAACAUGAUUCUCUCGAAGAUAACUCCAGCGAAGGCACGACUAUGGUACAUCGCCCGUCCACUGUGACAGUGACAGCUAUUGAUAUCCCCACAUCACCGGCGUCACUCUUCCCCCCCACCUAUCGUCGACCCAGCUCCGCUGCACAUCAUCGACAGACGGUUUCAACCGAUGACGAUGAGAUUUUCCCCUUCAAUCUGCGCAGCAUCAGCCUUGGGGCCGAAGAAAGAUCUCACAAUAGCCUAAGCGCACGGCAGCGCCAGCAUGAUCUUGAAGGGGCAAAAGUAGACAUACAUCAAGCGCAGAGGGAGCCAUCUGCUCCAUCCAUGACGGAAGAUCCGAGUCUGACACCGAGCUCCACAGCGCGCGACAUGGGCUCUCACAAGGGGGCAUCUAUCUCUGGCCCCACCGCAACCUCAUCCUCUUCUUCCUUCAAUCAACGUGUAUACCAGCCUCGCUUCAGCCUUCCUCGCGGACGGGGACUAUCUGGCGGGCCACACUCCCUCAGCUCCGGCUCAAGUAGCCUCGCACGCGGCAUUCCUUCUUACCUCGCGGAUCGUGAUAAUGAGCGCGAUGGCAAUGGCAGUGGCAGUAACAGUGGCACCUCGGCUUCGCAGCUGGAAGAGGACGAGCCUCUUUUAUUUGCCAUGAGUGACUUCGGUGCCUCUCGGCGAAGCUUCGAGGAAGGCAGACAUGGCAAUCAUGGCGCUGAAUCGAAUGGAAGCGGCAGUGGAUCGAGACGCGGCAGUGGCAGACGGGGUGGCGGGCUUCCGGGCUUCCAUGUCUGGUCCUAG
Molecule: messenger RNA, 2919 nt
Organism: Aspergillus heteromorphus CBS 117.55
Lineage: Eukaryota; Fungi; Ascomycota; Eurotiomycetes; Eurotiales; Aspergillaceae
Product: putative autophagy protein Atg13
Exons: 4
Coding region: 1-2919 (972 amino acids)
Biological process (GO): piecemeal microautophagy of the nucleus; autophagosome assembly; protein localization to phagophore assembly site
Cellular component (GO): phagophore assembly site; Atg1/ULK1 kinase complex; cytosol
Source: RefSeq, a predicted model, not a curated record